CCAGUCCUCUCUCUCUCUCUCUCUCAAAAAAGAAGCAUUUCCAUAGCCGCAACGAGACAUGGCCGCUCCAACGGCAGCCGCCGACACCGCCGCCCCGCCGCCGCCGCCUCCUUCAGCCCCGGAGACCGCGGCGGCCUCUCUUGCUCCUCCUGACAUGGCUGCUCCGACCGCAGCCGCCGACACCGCCGCCCCGCCGCCUCCUGCUCCAGCCCCUCCGGUCGCCGCUCCACCACCUCCUGCUCCAGCCCCGGAGCCCGCGGCAACGGUCUCUCAUACUCCUCCCCACGUGCCCGUCCCAGCUCCAGCCGCCGACACCGCCGCUCGCCCACCUCUUCCUCCUCCAGCCCCGGAGCUCGCGGCGAAGGUAUCCCAUACUUUUCCUCCUGCUCCUCCUCAGCCCGAUGCGCCGGCGCCGAAGAAGCGGAAACCAGAAGAGGCAGGGUUCCACACCUCUUCCUACUACAAGAUCCGCGCCACCGUUGCCGACCUCCGCCUCCGAUUCGUUCAGGUUUAUGAAGCUACUGAUUUCCGAAACAGUGAAGCUGCUCGUGAGAUUCUGAAAGAGAUAAAAACAGUCAUGGAACUCUCCAAGAAGAUGAGGCUCGGUCUUGGUGCAGCUUCUGAACUCGCAAAACCGUCAGAGAAGCCUUUAGCUGUAACUGUUAAGGAUGGGCCCACAGAACCAAUUCCAUCUGGAGAAAGGAAUCAAUUUCCUCAGACAGGUCCUACUGCAAUCUCUCCUAAUAAUGCAAAUGAUGGUGUGCCGACCACCCAAGCAUGAUAAGCGGUAACCCAGGGAGCGCAGUAGGAAAUAAUAGGAGGAAACCCCAAGCAGUGAUACGGAACUUCACCCAAAGCACCUCGACAAAAUUGUGCAAGGGUCUUGUGUGGUUGGUGGAUCGCCUAUAGGCUGGAGUUUUCUUGUAUGGUCUGAAGGUAAAAUAAUUUAUUGUGGGUUGGCCAAAGAGGUGUUUAGGGCACACCAAGCUGCAAACUGAAGUAUUGUUUUCACAUUCAAGCAUUCUUUACUUGUACUCUACUCUCUCCAAUUGGUAGAGGAUGAUUUAGUUUCAAAGUAGUUAGCAUGUAACUGGUUUGUCCAUGACAUUCUGCUAUUGUAUGAAGUGUUAAUCUAUUCAAGUUAAUGGCAUUUUGCUCCUCGUUCUAAAACAA
This is a messenger RNA of Brachypodium distachyon (stiff brome), 1173 nucleotides long. Its product is annotated as vegetative cell wall protein gp1. The record is from RefSeq and is a predicted model, not a curated record. Lineage: Eukaryota; Viridiplantae; Streptophyta; Magnoliopsida; Poales; Poaceae. The transcript is spliced from 3 exons. Bases 59 to 781 code for a protein of 240 amino acids.